Molecule: messenger RNA, 1384 nt
Organism: Syngnathoides biaculeatus (alligator pipefish)
Lineage: Eukaryota; Metazoa; Chordata; Actinopteri; Syngnathiformes; Syngnathidae
Gene: rbm18
Product: RNA binding motif protein 18
Exons: 6
Coding region: 230-823 (197 amino acids)
Molecular function (GO): RNA binding
Source: RefSeq, a predicted model, not a curated record
AAAUCACCGUGCGCCCAUGUUGUUGGACGGUAGCAAGUUGAAUGCCUCGCCUUAAAAACAACACAAAGCGUUCAAUGUUUUUAAUAUCUGUAAAAUGCCUUGUGGAUUUAGAAUGAGCAAUAAUAUUAUUUGACGUCACUGAGUCAUCCCGAAAGCGGGAUUAGAAGCAAUUUCAAUACAAGAAGUCGCUGACAUAAAUUGCAGGUCUGAUUGACUGAGGAGUAGACAUAUGUCGUCUGCAGCAGAGACGAUGGAAAAUGCCUCCAUCAUUUCAGACAGUGGGGCCCAUGACGGAAACCGCUUGUGGAUAGGCAACAUCGACCCCAAAAUCACAGAGUAUCACUUGGUGAAGCUCUUAGAAAAGUUUGGCCAUGUGAAACAGUUCGACUUCCUGUUCCAUAAGUCCGGUCCUCUAGAGGGGCAACCGCGAGGCUACUGCUUUGUCAACUUCAACACCAGAGAGGAGGCCGAGAGAGCCAUCCAGUGCUUGAAUGGCAAGCUAGCGCUGUCCAAAAAGCUGGUUGUGCGUUGGGCACACGCACAGGUAAGGAGGUUUGAAGGUUUCCGUAACGACAAGACGAUGCCUUCCAGCUUGGAGCCGUCGAGCAGCGGCGAGGGAGGCGAGGGAUCCUUGGCGACGAACCACCUCAGCACGAGCGCUAAGAUCCGCGCCAUCGAGGCCAAGCUGCAGAUGAUGGAGGAGAAUCCGGAUGAGGAGUACUCGGGCCCGUCUGCCUACGUCUAUAACAAGCCGCCGGAGAGGAAGCGCUGGGAGCCCUACUCGAAAUCACACAGCAGGCCCUUUCGAAGGUUUCGGAGAUGACCCGUCCUCCUACUUAGCGUGGAGAGCCCCCACCCAACCCCUUUCCCCCACCCCCACCACACACAUCUCAGGCCCCCCAACACAUCCCAACAGGGACUUUUUGAGAUGAAAAUUAAAGGCACUGACAUUUAGGGGUGAAAAAUGGACAAACAACCUCAAGUCAUUUGGUUGCUUUGUGUGUUACAGUUCCGUGUGUGUGUGUGUGUGGUGUGUGUGUGUGUGUGUGUGUGUGCUUGCAAUUUGCAGGAUGUUCUGAAUCAUUCUUAUGAAAAGUACUUUUUUAAAAAAUCCGACUGUAUAAGCAAUAUAUUGUAACAAUGCUUGCAAAACUGUUGAGAAAUAUUUUUAAAUGCAUACCUGUUGGCUUUUUUUCUGAUUAAUAUUUCUCAAAACUUCAUUCAAAUACAUUUUUUAAGUUACGAUCCAGGAAUUGCAAACAGUGGGUCAGUGAAAUAAUUUGACCCGCCACGCAACUCCCAAAGGAUAUAAAACCUCCGAGGACAUGACAUUAAACCCAGAAAUGCUCAUAAUGUAUAAAAAUAAACAUUUGAUUGACUGUUG